Messenger RNA from Naegleria fowleri, 456 nucleotides. RefSeq lists its product as uncharacterized. The record is from RefSeq and is a predicted model, not a curated record. Gene Ontology annotation, cellular component: actin cytoskeleton; cytoplasm; actin cortical patch. Gene Ontology annotation, biological process: cell motility; actin filament severing; actin filament depolymerization. Gene Ontology annotation, molecular function: actin filament binding. NCBI's taxonomy places the organism in Eukaryota, Heterolobosea, Eutetramitea, Acrasida, Naegleriidae. The transcript has a single exon. Bases 1 to 456 code for a protein of 151 amino acids.
AUGAUGCUUCAAACCCAUGUGGAUGAUUCCAUUCUUCAAGCUUUCACUAGCAUGAAGAUGGGAAAGGGUUCCUACAAGGACCACAAGAUGCUUGUAUUGGCCAUGAAUGAAAACGCUCUUCAUAUUGAUGAAGAACUUUCCAACGCUUCAUCUUUGGAGGCUUUGGCUGAACAACUUCCUAUGGAUCAUACUCGAUAUAUUUGCUAUCACUUGCAUUUUGAGAAACCUGCUUCUUCCUCACUCCCAGAUACUGCCUCAGAAGGACUGAGAAGUAAGAUCAUCUUUAUUGUUUGGUGUCCUUCGAAGGUAUCUGUAAAGGAAAAGUUUCAAGUGGCUGCCACUAGUAAGACUGUUAAGGAUAAAUUGAAUGGAAUCUUUGUGACUCAUCAUGCCUCUUCAAAGAGUGAUCUUGAGGAGGGACCAAUGAUUGAGAGAUGUUUGGCUAUUAUGAAAUAA